UGAAGCUGUUCGAGAAAUACUUGAAUACUAAGCCGAUCUGACUGAUUCUAUGAAGUUAUUGACUGUUCUGUAUGCAAUGCUCUUCGCUACCUUUGCGGUAGCAGGGCCAGCACAAACCAAUGGUCAAGACGAGAACACAGUUGAGAAGAGACAGAGUUGGGCCCUCCUUAAACGUCUUGCCGUAACUGCCGGAUACUGCAGUAUCGCCAAACCCUUAUCCAGAAUGUCCGAAUCAUACUGUAUUGAUCCUUUGUGAGCAUGUCAUGGAUGAUUAGGUGAACAGGGUUCUUAAAACGCCUUGGUUUAGGUUUUCCCUAUUAAAUUAGGUUUCCC
This is a messenger RNA of Aspergillus vadensis CBS 113365, 333 nucleotides long. RefSeq lists its product as uncharacterized. Bases 50 to 256 code for a protein of 68 amino acids. The record is from RefSeq and is a predicted model, not a curated record. NCBI's taxonomy places the organism in Eukaryota, Fungi, Ascomycota, Eurotiomycetes, Eurotiales, Aspergillaceae. The transcript has 5 exons.